Molecule: messenger RNA, 4017 nt
Organism: Drosophila guanche
Lineage: Eukaryota; Metazoa; Arthropoda; Insecta; Diptera; Drosophilidae
Gene: SMC3
Product: structural maintenance of chromosomes protein 3
Exons: 5
Coding region: 89-3691 (1200 amino acids)
Biological process (GO): mitotic sister chromatid cohesion
Cellular component (GO): chromosome
Molecular function (GO): cohesin loader activity; protein binding; ATP hydrolysis activity
Source: RefSeq, a predicted model, not a curated record
GGUCACAAUCGAGCGCUGGGCAUAUAUGUAUUUGUUGUAAACAAAAAGAGCGCGAUUUUGUGCAAAAAUCGUUGUCUACAAUAAUAAAAUGCACAUCAAGCAGAUUAUUAUACAAGGCUUUAAAAGUUACAAGGACCAGACGGUGGUGGAACCAUUCGACAAGCGUCACAACGUUGUGGUCGGACGCAAUGGCUCCGGCAAGAGUAACUUCUUCUAUGCCAUUCAGUUUGUUUUAAGCGAUGAAUUCACACAUUUGCGGCCCGAGCAGCGGCAGUCGCUGCUCCACGAAGGCACUGGCGCGCGCGUCAUCUCCGCCUAUGUGGAGAUUAUCUUUGACAACACGGACAACCGAGUGCCGAUUGACAAGGAGGAGAUUUUCUUGCGGCGCGUGAUUGGGGCCAAGAAGGAUCAGUAUUUCCUCAACAAGAAGGUGGUGCCGCGCAAUGAGGUGGUCAAUCUGCUGGAAUCGGCUGGCUUCUCCAGCUCCAAUCCGUACUACAUUGUGAAGCAGGGCAAGAUCAAUCAAAUGGCCACAGCGGCCGACUCCUAUCGCCUGAAGCUGCUGCGCGAGGUGGCCGGCACGCGUGUGUACGAUGAGCGCAAGGAGGAGUCGCUGAAUCUGCUGCGGGAGACGGACAGCAAGCUGGAGAAGAUCUCGGAGUAUCUGAAGACCAUCGAGGAUCGCCUGCAGACGCUCGAGGAGGAGAAGGAAGAGCUGAAGGAGUACCAGAAGUGGGACAAGACGCGGCGCACCCUCGAGUACAUACGCUACGAGACGGAGCUAAAGGACACCCGCAAGGCACUCAGCGAGCUGCUCACGCAGCGCAAAUCCUCCUCGGACAAGAAGAAAACCUACAACAUUGAGAUCCAGAAGGCGCAGGAGAAGAUCAAGGAUGUGCAGAAGAACCUGAAGGAGGCCAAGAAGAAGGUGCAGAGCACCAAGGAGGAGCGCUCCGUCCUGAUGACCGAGCAGCAGCAGCUGCUGCGCGAGAAGACCAAACUGGAUCUGACCAUCGUGGACCUGAACGACGAGGUGCAGGGCGACAACAAGUCCAAGGAGCGGGCCGACCAGGAGCUCAAGAACCUCAAGGUGACGAUAGCCGAGCGCGAGAAGGAGCUGGACGACGUGAAGCCCAAGUACGAGGCGAUGAAGCGCAAGGAGGAGGACUGCUCGCGCGAGCUGCAGCUGAAGGAGCAGAAGCGCAAGGAGCUGUACGCCAAGCAGGGCCGCGGGUCGCAGUUCUCGUCGCGCGAGGACCGCGACAAGUGGAUCCACAACGAGCUCAAGUCGAUCAGCAAGCAGACCAAGGACAAGAUCAAUCACCACUCCAAGCUGGUCGAGGAUCUGCGCAAGGACGCCACCUCCGAGAAGGAUCUGGGCCAGAAGAUCGAGGAGCACUCCUCGGAGCUGGAGCAGCUGCGCCUCCAGAUCGAUGAGCACAACAAAAAGUACUACGAACUGAAGAAGACCAAGGACCAGCACCAGUCCAUGCGCAACGAGCUGUGGCGCAAGGAGACCCAAAUGACGCAGCAGCUGCAGACGCAGAAGGAGGAGCUGUCGCGCGCCGAUCAGGCACUGCGCAGCAUGGCCGGCAAACCCAUCCUCAAUGGCUGCGACUCGGUGCGCAAGGUGCUCGACAGCUUUGUGGAGCGCGGCGGGCAGUCGGCGGAGAUUGCGCGCGCCUACUACGGGCCCGUCAUAGAGAACUUCAGCUGCGACAAGACCAUCUACACGGCCGUGGAGGUGACCGCCGCCAAUCGGCUGUUCCAUCACAUUGUCGAGUCGGAGUACGAGGGCACGCAGAUCCUCAAGGAGAUGAACAAGCUGAAGCUGCCCGGCGAGGUGACGUUCAUGCCCCUCAAUCGGCUGCAGGUGAAGAUCCACGACUAUCCGGACGACCCGGACUCCAUACCGAUGAUAUCGAAGCUCAAGUAUGACGAGCAGCACGACAAGGCGCUGCGCUAUAUCUUCGGCAAGACGCUGAUCUGCCGCAACCUGGAGCGCGCCACCGAGCUGGCCAAGAGCACGGGCCUCGACUGUGUCACCCUCGACGGGGACCAGGUCUCCUCGAAGGGCUCCCUCACCGGCGGCUACUUCAACACGUCGCGCUCCCGCCUGGAGAUGCAGAAGAAGCGCACGGAAUACUCGCAGCAGAUCGCCGAGUUCGAGAAGAAGCUGAGCAAGCUGCGCAACGAGCUGAAGUCCACGGAGAACAACAUCAACUCGAUCGUGUCGGAGAUGCAGAAGACGGAGACGAAGCAGGGCAAGUCGAAGGACGUGUUCGAGAAGGUGCAGGGCGAGAUCCGGCUGAUGAAGGAGGAGCUGGUGCGCAUCGAGCAGUAUCGGGCGCCCAAGGAGCGCUCGCUGGCGCAGUGCAAGGCCUCGCUGGAGUCGAUGGACAGCACCAAGAUCAGCCUCGAGGCCGAGCUCAAGCAGGAGCUGCAGUCGACGCUCUCCUCGCAGGACCAGCGCGAAAUCGAUCAGCUGAACGACGACAUCCGUCGCCUCAACCAGGAGAACAAGGAGGCCUUCACGCAGCGCAUGCAGUUCGAGGUGCGCAAGAACAAGCUGGACAAUCUGCUGAUCAACAAUCUGUUCCGACGCCGGGACGAGCUGAUUCAGGCGCUGCAGGAGAUCUCUGUGGAGGAUCGCAAGCGCAAGCUGAACAACUGCACCACGGAGCUGGUGUCCGCGGAGAAGCGCAUCAAGAAGGUGAACGCCGACCUGGAGGAGAUCGAGAAGCGCGUGAACGAGGCGGUGCAGAUGCAGAAGGAGCUCCAGCUGGAGCUGGAGACGCACGUGCGCAAGGAGAAGGAGGCCGAGGAGAACAUCAACAAGGACUCGAAGCAGCUGGAGAAGUGGACCACCAAGGAGAACAUGUUCAACCAGAAGAUCGACGAGUGCACCGAGAAGAUAGCCGGCCUGGGCGCCCUGCCCCUGGUGGACGCCGACUACAGUCGCAUCUCGCUGAAGAACAUCUUCAAGGAGCUGGAGAAGGCCAAUCAGCAUCUGAAGAAGUACAAUCACGUGAACAAGAAGGCGCUCGACCAGUUCCUCAGCUUCUCCGAGCAAAAGGAGAAGCUCUACCGCCGCAAGGAGGAGCUGGACGUGGGCGACCAGAAGAUCCACGGCCUCAUCCAGUCGCUGGAGAUGCAGAAGGUGGAGGCCAUCCAGUUCACGUUCCGUCAGGUGGCGCAGAACUUCACGAAGGUCUUCAAGAAGCUGGUGCCCAUGGGCGCCGGCUAUCUGAUACUGAAGACCAAGGACAACGAGGGCGAGGAGAUGGCCAAGGAGGUGGCCAACUCGGAUGCCUUCACGGGCAUCGGCAUACGCGUCUCCUUCACCGGCAUUGAGGCGGAGAUGCGCGAAAUGAAUCAGUUGUCGGGUGGUCAGAAGUCGCUCGUCGCCCUGGCCCUCAUUUUCUCCAUACAAAAGUGCGAUCCAGCUCCGUUUUAUCUAUUCGACGAGAUUGAUCAGGCCUUGGAUGCGAUGCAUCGAAAGGCGGUGGCGGACAUGAUCCAUGAGCUGAGCGACACGGCGCAGUUCAUAACGACCACGUUCCGACCGGAGUUGCUCGAGAAUGCGCACAAGUUCUAUGGCGUGCGGUUCCGCAACAAGGUCAGCCACAUCGACUGUGUGACCCGCGAGCAGGCCAAGGACUUUGUCGAGGAUGACAACACACAUGCCUAGACAGUACACACACACACACACACACACACACUUAUACAUAUAUUAAUUAAUUUCGGAUUAUCAACUGUGUUUUUUUUGUCCAUGUAAUAUUUUUUCGUUUCCUUAAUCUCUUGGAUUUACGUUACGUUGUAAGAGUUGUACUUCAGUUUUCGUACAUUGUGUGUGUCCCCCCCGCCACCACCUUAUCUAUAACCUACACAUACGCAUACGCAUACAGUAACAGACAUAUAUAUAUGUAUACAUAGUUAUAGGCACUCACACACACACACACAGACGCAGACACGGAUAAUGAGAGUAAUCCAGAGCAAAAAUACCCCCAGAAGCAC